Molecule: messenger RNA, 892 nt
Organism: Solanum pennellii
Lineage: Eukaryota; Viridiplantae; Streptophyta; Magnoliopsida; Solanales; Solanaceae
Product: thioredoxin M3, chloroplastic-like
Exons: 2
Coding region: 79-621 (180 amino acids)
Cellular component (GO): cytoplasm
Molecular function (GO): oxidoreductase activity, acting on a sulfur group of donors, disulfide as acceptor
Source: RefSeq, a predicted model, not a curated record
AGACGCAGAUAUAGAAUGUGAUUGGCUGGUAAGUAUAAAAAUAUAGAGAGGUCUCUCUCUGCAUUGUCUUUGUUGCAAAUGGCUGCGAGUGCGAGCUGUGCUACUCCUUACUCCAAAUCUCCGUCUUCUCUCUCACGCUCUUUGCCUCUGCAAUACCGCGAGCUCUGUAACUUGCCAUACAAGUGUAAGCAGCACCAGAAUGUUCGAAUCGGUCUCUCGGUUGAGAACAAUAAGGGCUUUGGAACAUGGAAAACCUCUUCUCCUUCGUCUCUGCGUGUUUUCUGUCUCCGCGAUACCCAAGCUGCAGCUGUCACUGCUAAGUCAUGGGAUAAAUUGAUAUUAGGCAGUGAUACUCCUGUUCUUGUUGAAUUUCAUGCCACUUGGUGUGGACCCUGCCAGAUGGUUCAUCGGGUAAUUGAUGAGAUUGCAGGUGAGUAUUCAGGGAGACUUAAAUGCUAUGUACUGGACGCAGAUCGUGAACCAAAAGUUGCUGAGAACUAUGAUAUCAAGGCUGUCCCUGUGGUGUUACUGUUCAAGAAUGGGGAGAAAUUUGAGUCCGUUAUCGGAACAAUGCCCAAGGAGUUCUAUGUGGCUGCCAUUGAAAGACUUCUAUCUUCAUAGAUGUCAUGGUAGCAUAUGCACAAAUUGGAUAACUUGCUACUUCUAUUUAAAAAUUAUCUUCCCCGGUAGUGCCUUGUAAUUGCAUUUUCCUUUUCUAUGAAUCAUCCGCUCGUUUUCCUCAACAUUGACUUCUCUCCGUGAAAGCACUUCCCGCUUCUUUCUUCACAAUGAAAUUUGUAUAGGUCCGGUGGACUUGUGAAUAGUGACAGCAUUACUUAACUAAAAUUUCCAUUAUGUUUAAUAUCAUUCAAAAGAGCGGUACUAAGUCAAA